AUGGCUAUGAAUCUGAGGAGUAGUCGCCGCGCUCUGGGCGGAGCCUUGCGUCCCGUUACCGUCAGAGCCGUCAGCCAUGCCAUCCCCUUGCGGAGGACGUACGCGACCGCCGAACCCGAUCUUAAAACGACACUCAAGGAGGUAAUCCCGGCCAAGCGUGAGCUGUUCAAAAGGGUCAAGGCCCAUGGCUCCAAGGUCAUUGGCGAGGUCAAGGUCGAGAACACAAUCGGUGGCAUGCGCGGCCUCAAAGCCAUGGUCUGGGAAGGCUCUGUUCUCGAUGCCAACGAGGGUAUCCGCUUCCACGGCCGCACCAUCAAAGACUGCCAGAGAGAGCUGCCCAAGGGCAAAACGGGCACCGAGAUGCUGCCCGAGGCCAUGUUCUGGCUGUUGCUAACGGGCAAGGUUCCCUCGGUCAAUCAGGUUCGCCAGUUCUCGCGCGAGCUUGCCGAGCAGGGCCAACUGCCCGCCUUUGUCAACAAGAUGCUCGACGAUUUCCCCAAGGAUCUGCACCCCAUGACUCAGUUCGCCAUCGCCGUCUCGGCGCUCAAUUACACAUCCAAGUUCGCAAAGGCUUACGAGCAAGGUCUGAACAAAGCCGACUACUGGGAACCCACCUUUGACGACUGCAUCUCGUUGCUCGCCAAGCUGCCCACCAUCGCCGCCAAGAUCUACCAGAACUCGUACAAGGGAGGCGGCGCCCUCCCUGCCGAGAUUGAUCUUGAGCAGGAUUGGUCCUACAACUUCGCUGCAAUGCUGGGGAAGGGUGGCAAGGAGAACGAGGACUUCCAGGACCUGCUGAGGCUGUACCUUGCCCUGCAUGGCGACCACGAGGGCGGCAACGUCUCUGCCCACACAACACACCUCGUCGGCAGCGCCCUGAGCGAUCCUUUCCUCAGCUACAGUGCCGGUCUCCAGGGUCUGGCUGGCCCUCUGCAUGGUCUGGCCGCCCAAGAAGUCCUCCGGUGGAUCUUGCAAAUGAAGGACGCCAUCCCCGCAUCGUACACCGACAAAGACGUGCGCGAUUACCUCUGGUCAACCCUCAACUCGGGCCGCGUGGUGCCGGGGUACGGGCACGCGGUGCUGCGCAAGCCGGACCCGCGGUUCGAGGCGCUCAUGGACUACGCGGCCAGCCGCCCGGGCAUUGCCCGGGAUCCCGUGUUCCAGCUGGUGAAGAAGAACAGCGAGAUCGCGCCCGAGGUGCUCAAGGAGCACGGCAAGACCAAGAACCCGUACCCCAACGUCGACAGCAGCUCGGGCGUGCUGUUCCACCACUACGGCUUCCACGAGACGCUGUACUACACGGCCACUUUCGGCGUGUCGCGCGGCCUCGGCCCGCUGGCACAGCUCAUCUGGGACCGCGCACUCGGCCUGCCCAUUGAGCGGCCCAAGAGCAUCAACCUGGAGGGCAUCCUUAAGCAAGUUGAGGGGCAAUAA
Molecule: messenger RNA, 1434 nt
Organism: Canariomyces notabilis
Lineage: Eukaryota; Fungi; Ascomycota; Sordariomycetes; Sordariales; Chaetomiaceae
Product: 2-methylcitrate synthase mitochondrial precursor
Exons: 3
Coding region: 1-1434 (477 amino acids)
Biological process (GO): carbohydrate metabolic process; tricarboxylic acid cycle
Cellular component (GO): mitochondrial matrix
Molecular function (GO): 2-methylcitrate synthase activity
Source: RefSeq, a predicted model, not a curated record